Meloidogyne enterolobii is the source of this 703-nucleotide messenger RNA. NCBI's taxonomy places the organism in Eukaryota, Metazoa, Nematoda, Chromadorea, Rhabditida, Meloidogynidae. The record is from the annotation of a GenBank genome assembly.
UUUUCUUAAAUUAAUUUUUUUCCACAGAUUUUUCUACGAGAACCCAGACAUACUUUCCAGUGAACAAAUAAAACAAAUAAAACGUGCAACUCUAGCUAGAAUACUUUGUGAUUCUGGCGAUUCUAUGAAAAAAGUUUUUCAACAAACAACAACUACAACAACCACAACAACUACCGAAGCCUCUACAGAAACAACAACAAUAGACCGAGAAAAACAAAUGUUAAAAUCGGCUGAACGUUCAUCUUUACUAAAUAGAAAGCCAACCAGAAAAAGAGUUGCAGGAGAAUGCAACGAUUUACAUGGAUCAUCAGUCUGUGUCGAUCGUCAUCGUCUCUGUGAUUUUUGGGCAUCUAUGAAGGAAUGUGAAACAAAUGCUGUUUGGAUGCUUGUAAAUUGUCCUCGUUCUUGUAAGAUGCUCAGUUCAACAGCAGAAAUUCCAACGAAAUGGAAUGCUCUCCUUAUGCAAUGGGGACAAUUUAUUGCUCAUGAUGUAUCAAAAACAACAAUGUUAAAUAAUCAAGUCUGCGGAACUGGAGAAGACAAUAAUGUUCGUCAGCAAUACAAUGAAAACACAGCUUUUAUUGAUGGAUCUAUGGUACCCAGACAUGCAUUUAAUCAAGCAAAGGCUGAAGACCUAAUUAAUUGUGACCAGAUUGAUUCACCAAAUUAUUUUAAAUGGAAGGAGGACCAACUUGGGAUUUAA